AUGUCGGAUGCUGAUCUAAAAAGGUCACUAGGAGAUCUGCAAGAAAGCAACCAAGUUCUGGCUUUGGCAGUCCAAAGGACAAGGCUUGCCGUCAAGCGAUUACGUCUCGAAUACGGCACUUUACUGGAGAGACUAGAAAGCCGAAUUGAUAAAGACCCCGAGCUGUGUUACGAGGACCCUCUUCCAUCUCUGGAAAGCUUUAAGUCUCAGAUAUUAGAGGAUGCCCCAAAGUCAAGAACUAAGAAGAAGAAGGGCAAAGAGAGGGAUCCAAAUCUUCCCAAACGCCCAACCAACGCUUACCUUCUAUUCUGUGAAAUGAACAAAGAAAAAAUGAAACAAAGCUCAGGCGCAAACGACGUGUCCAAAGCUCUCACAGAUGCAUGGAAAGGUUUAGAUGAAAAUGCCAGAAGACCAUAUUACGAUUUAUAUAAUGAGGACCGCGACCGCUAUCAAAGAGAAAUGCAAGCAUAUGCACAAAGUAAGACAGAAGAUCGAAAGCCGUUGAAGAAAGGAGAGGAAGAAGAUGAAGACGAAAUCGAAGAAGAUGAUGAUACGGACGAAACUCAACCGGACGUAGAUGCAACGACAGACUUGCCCACAAGCGAGGCUUGA
Molecule: messenger RNA, 612 nt
Organism: Lachancea thermotolerans CBS 6340
Lineage: Eukaryota; Fungi; Ascomycota; Saccharomycetes; Saccharomycetales; Saccharomycetaceae
Gene: NHP10
Product: Nhp10p
Exons: 1
Coding region: 1-612 (203 amino acids)
Source: RefSeq, a predicted model, not a curated record